AUGAAUUCAAAUAUUGUUUCGAACGAUUCAUCAUUAUAUAGAGCAGCUGGAUAUUUAGAGGGUUAUUUGACAUGGAGCACAGCAUGGAACUACACACAAUCAUGGAUUGCCAAUAACGUCGAUGGCCAGAUUGAUAUGGACUUAUUAAAUGAUUUUAUGAAUACAAAUUAUCAAUGGAUGUUGGAUAACUUUGCUCCACCAUUUUCAUCGGUAUAUGACCAACAGGUUUAUAAUGUAAUUCAACAAUUUGAAGGUUUCACCAAAGGUUACGAAACAGCAGCCGACUCGGACAAGCAAUUACCAUUCGAAACAUUAUUGUUAUUACAAUAUGCAGGUGAUAUCGAUGAUGUUAUAGGUUAUUUACAAUACGAAAACUCACCCAACAAAACUGCUUAUGGGGAGCAAACUUUCACAUUUAAACAACUUGAAGAAUACAUGGCCACCAAAGGAAGAUGCUCAGGUUUGGUUAGGGUCCCACCAGAUUUCUCAGAAUUAUUUAUUUCACAUUCUACCUGGGGUUCCUAUUUCAGUGCUGGUUAUCGUGUCUUCAAACAUAUCAUUAUACCAGAUUCAAGUGUUCCAGGUAAUGAAGUUGUAUUUUCAAGCUAUGCCGGCUUUUUAUCUUCAGAUGAUGACUUUUUCCAAGUUCUUUCAACAAAGUUAGCAGUCAUAGAAACCACUAAUAAUGUUUUGGAUCUUUCACUCUACCAAUAUUGCACACCAAAUUCAUUAUUAUAUUGGGUUCGUUCCAUUGUUGCCAAUCGUAUUUCUUCAUCUGGUCAAGAAUGGACCGAAAAUUUUGUUAAAUAUAACUCUGGUACAUAUAAUAACCAAUGGAUGAUUGUUGAUUAUAAAUUAUUUACACCAUUUGAGCAACUCCAGCCAAACACUCUUUGGAUUGUAGAGCAAAUCCCGGGCAAUUCAUUAUCAAAAGAUGUUACCGACAUGUUAUCAUUGGGUUACUGGCCAUCGUAUAACAGACCAUACUUUACCCAAUUUUAUCAAGAGUUAGGUUAUGGAAAAUAUCAAGAGUUAUACGGCAUCAUUUUUACAUACGAAUUAAACCCACGUGCUAAAAUUUUCCGUAGAGAUGCUCAAAAGGUCUAUUCAUUAAACGAUAUGCAGGGAAUAAUGACAAUGAAUAAUUAUAAAACCGAUCCAUACAGUGGAGGUUACCCGGGUAAUGCUAUUGCUGCAAGAUACGAUUUAGGAGGUGGUCCAAGUGAACCAUUUGGCUGGUCUUAUAUAGGUUUACAUGGUGCAAUCGACUCAAAAAUUGCCUCGUAUCAAAUGAUUCAAAAUAAUCAGUUAAUAGCUAUCAAUGGACCAACUGUAACUCCAGAUUGCCCUCCAUUCACAUGGAAUUCAAAUUGGACUAACUCUCAAGCCCACAUUGGUUCACCAGAUACUUUUAAUUUUGAUUGGGUUAUUAUUGAUAUUAAAAAUAAUUAA
Dictyostelium purpureum is the source of this 1452-nucleotide messenger RNA. RefSeq lists its product as uncharacterized. Bases 1 to 1452 code for a protein of 483 amino acids. Lineage: Eukaryota; Evosea; Eumycetozoa; Dictyosteliales; Dictyosteliaceae. The transcript is spliced from 2 exons. Gene Ontology annotation, biological process: phospholipid catabolic process. Gene Ontology annotation, molecular function: glycerophospholipase activity. The record is from RefSeq and is a predicted model, not a curated record. Gene Ontology annotation, cellular component: extracellular region.